Messenger RNA from Paramecium sonneborni, 341 nucleotides. NCBI's taxonomy places the organism in Eukaryota, Ciliophora, Oligohymenophorea, Peniculida, Parameciidae. The record is from the annotation of a GenBank genome assembly.
ACUUAAACAAAAAUUUUAAAGAGUAAGUUGAAUUACAUUUUUGAGACUGCAUGAUUUGGAAGUAUGAAAAGGUUUAUGUGUGAUAUUAUGGAAUGUAAUUAAGAAUGAAAUUCUGUUUUCAAAAUUGACAAAAUUUCCUGAAAAUUGUAUGUUUGAGGGAUCCUAAAAAUAAAGAGAGUGGAGAAAAUUAUAUUUGAAUGGAAAUGAAAAUAAAAGUUAUGAAUAAGGGUUAAAAAUAAUAUGUAAUAAAUCAAAUUGUGAUUUUAGUAAAUUCCUAACCUAAUUGCUUUCAAAUUUGAAUCUAUUUACCAAUGAUUGACUUAUUUUUGAUGUUUUGAUCA